Messenger RNA from Aureobasidium namibiae CBS 147.97, 3243 nucleotides. RefSeq lists its product as uncharacterized. The transcript is spliced from 7 exons. The coding region runs from base 1 to 3243 and encodes 1080 amino acids. The record is from RefSeq and is a predicted model, not a curated record. Gene Ontology annotation, molecular function: molybdenum ion binding; oxidoreductase activity. Lineage: Eukaryota; Fungi; Ascomycota; Dothideomycetes; Dothideales; Saccotheciaceae.
AUGCCUCCCAUACCGUACCGUACCUAUGUUCGAAGCCAUCCUGGCUCUUCCAAAGAAGAGAUUGAGAAUGAACCUGACUGGAGCUCUGCCAAGCAUCACAUUGGCUAUCGCAACCGACACGAUCGUAUUCCUGGACUCGUACAUGGCGGUGAUGAUUCUGACAGCGAAGACAGCCAGGAGUCCUUCCUCAAAGAGGCCGAAGAAGAGUCCAAUGAGCUGCAGAAGGAAAUGAGCGAGCACAAAUUAAUCAACUUCCGCGAAGCCAAGGAGAAACAAGAAGACUACUACCUCGAGGAACCGCAAGCGCAUCCCAAUGGCUGGCGUUACAGACUCAACGAAUCCGAAGACUUCAUCAAGAAUCAACAACCAUGGCCCGCGAACUUGAAACGACAAAAGCAGAAAGAAGAGGCCGAGAAAGAAGAGAAAGAGAAGAAAGAGAAGAAAGAGCAGGAGAAGCAACAACAAGAGCAUGAGUGGAAGGACGGCAACCUCAACCGUCGAAGACACAACGAUGCUUAUGCUUCAAGUGGCGGUCAAGAUGAUUCCAAGCCGAGCGACCAAAAAGAUGACAAGCAAGAAGGCAGCAAGAACGACGAGAAAGACUCUCGAAAGGACUCUCAGAAGACUGAACAAGCAGACUCGGACGACAAAGAUUCCAAACCCAAGUCUGAAUACGAAAGGCUCCGAGAAAAGUACAGCGUUCAGGAGAUUGCUCUGCUAAGAAGUCUACAAGAGGAGAAGAAGAUCGUUGAGAGCAUAAAGCAAAGCGAUGGCAAGAUGAAGUCUGCCUGGGCACAUCUCAAGCCGUCCGAUGUUAUCGACGAUGCCGACCGUGCAAGUCCAGACAACUGGAUCCCAAGAGAUCCCAACAUGAUUCGUCUUACAGGCAAGCACCCUCUCAAUGCCGAGUAUCCGCUAUCAGAUCUGUACGAGACAGGUCUAAUCACUCCAAACCGCCUCCAUUACGUGAGAAACCACGGACCCGUUCCUCAUCUACUCUGGGAGACACACAAGCUGGAUAUCGAAAACGGUAAAUACAAGUUCACUAUGGACGAUCUUGUCAACAAGUUCGAUAGCGUCAACAUUGCAGUCGCACUCGCGUGUGAUGGAAACAGACGCAAGGAACUCAACAUGAUCAAGCGAUCAAAAGGCUUCAACUGGGGCGCUGGAGCCAUCAGUAACGCGUUCUGGAAAGGCGCCCUCUUGUCUGAUGUCCUGAAAGCAGCGGGCAUUGACUACCCUACCAAGAAUUCUGGUACCAGGAGAUGGGUAAAUUUCGCCGGAUCUGACGAGCCUUCUGAGGGCACCUACGAGACUUGCAUCCCGUAUGAAUAUGCCAUGGAUCCUGUCAACGACGUGCUGUUGGCCUACGAGAUGAACGAUGUCAAGCUACCUCCUGAUCAUGGUUAUCCUCUACGAGUCAUCAUUCCCGGAUAUGUUGGUGGUAGGCAAGUGAAAUGGCUGAGCAAGAUCUGGAUUAGCGAGAAAGAAAACGAUAGUCAUUACCAUAUCUGGGACAAUCGAGUACUACCAGCUUUUGUGACCGAAAAAGACGGAGAAUUUGCCGAGACCCUCUUCCGUCACCCAGACACGGCAUGUAACGAGCAGAACCUGAAUUCAGUCAUCGCCAAGCCAGGUCAUGGUGAACGCAUCGAGCUAUCAGACGUCAAAAAGGGCCACACUUACCGUAUUGCCGGAUACGCCUACGACGGAGGUGGUCAUGAGGUACAGCGAGUCGAGGUCAGUCUCGACGAUGGUGCAACUUGGCUGUACUGCAUCAGACAGUUCCCCGAAGCUCCAGUAAGACAUGGCCACAAGUACUGGACCUGGAUCCAUUGGUACAUCGACAUUGAAUUGGGUCACUUGCUUCGUGCUCCGAGCAUAAUUGUGCGUUGCUUCAACGUCUUCAAGAAUACCCAGCCAGAGGUUGGUUCAUGGAACGUCAUGGGCAUGAUGAACAACGGCUGGUACAAGGUCAAGCCCGAGAUUACCGAAGGCAAAGACGGCGCCAUGGAAGUUCUCUUCCGCCACCCCGUCGAACCAGGAACCGGCACUGGUGGCUGGGUAGAGCCAAGCGCGGACGAAAAGAUCGCCAGCGCAAAGCAAAGUGGAAGCACACCCCAGAAGCAAUUUACCAGAGAAGAGAUUGAGAAGCACGAUAAAGAAGACGACUGCUGGAUUGUGGUUGAUGGCAACGUCUACGAUGCGACUUCGGUGCUUGACUGGCAUCCCGGCGGUAAAGCGACUAUUCUGAACCAUGCUGGCAAGUUGACUCAAGAGACUUCGGAAAGUUUUGAGUCCAUCCACGAUGGCUAUGCUUACAAGAAGCUUUCUGAAUGUAUCCUUGGAACCGUCACGGACAAGGCAAAGGCACAUAUGAAGAAAGAAGCCGAAGCAGCCGCCAAAGCAAAAGCUGAAGCUUCGAGCAGAAACACUGAUGUCGUACUUUCCAUGCAGCAAUGGUACCCUGUGACCCUUCUCAAGAAGAAGAACAUUUCCAACGACACCCGCCAAUAUACCUUCAGUUUAGGCGACAGGACCAAGAAACUCGGCCUCGGCACCUGCCAACAUCUCCAAAUCGGCUUUCACAUGGCCGAUAAGAUGCUUGUUCGCUCCUACACGCCGACCUCUCCCAUCAUCGGAGCAGACACUGAAGACGGCACCUUUGACCUCGUUGUCAAGACCUACUUCCCUACGGAUCAGCAGCCCGGCGGCGCCCUAAGCAACAUCCUCGACUGCAUGAAAGAAGGCGAGGAAGUCGAGAUCCGCGGUCCCACUGGCGACAUCAAGUAUCUCGGUAACGGCAAAUUCGAGAUUUUCGAUGAGGAAGAGCAAUUCGACAACAUCACUCUCAUCCUCGGCGGCUCGGGAAUCACGCCUGGAUAUCAACUCAUCGCUAGAAUCAUGGCUACCGACAGCGACACGACAAAAAUCAAGGUUGUGGAUGCUAACAAAGAUGAAUCGUCUAUCUUACUUCGUGAAGAUCUGGACAAAUUCGCCAAGGAGCACAAGGAUAGCUUCGAAAUUCAGCAUAUCCUGAGCCACCCGUCAGAUGAUUGGAAGGGUGAAAAGGGGCAUGUUGAUGAAGACAAGAUCAAGAAGUAUAGUUAUGCGCCGGAGAAGGAGAGUAGCAAGAAGAAUGUUGUCUUUUUGUGUGGUCCUCCGGCUAUGAUUCAGAAGGCUGCUAUGCCUGUGUUGCGUGAUUGGGGAUACGAGGAAGGCAAAGAUAUGUUUGGGUUCUAG